This is a messenger RNA of Botrytis byssoidea, 483 nucleotides long. RefSeq lists its product as uncharacterized. The transcript has a single exon. The record is from RefSeq and is a predicted model, not a curated record. Bases 1 to 483 code for a protein of 160 amino acids. Lineage: Eukaryota; Fungi; Ascomycota; Leotiomycetes; Helotiales; Sclerotiniaceae.
AUGCCUUUCAAGUUCUCAAAAAUACACCUCUACGUCUUUGAAUCUGCGAAAAUUACAGCUUGGGUCGUAGGCGGUAUUAUUUGUGGUCCCCCAAUGGCAUCCAUUUACGCCGGUAAAUGUCUGAGCCUAAUAGCCCACUCUGUAAUCAAAUCUCGCAUCAGAGAAACGAAGUCCCGGAAAAUGAUCAAAACCUCUCGUCCCAAAAACUUCCGCACUUUCAAAAUGUUUAAGUUUUUACCCAAAGAACUACAAUUGGCCGUCUGGGAGUACGCACUCCAUGAUGUCAAGCCUCGGACCGUCAAACUCAAAUUGUAUUGGUGGGAUUAUAAAUUAGGUCGGGCAGAAGUUCAAGACUUUCUUGGCUCUAUCCUUACUGCACAACAUGAAUACAAAGCAAAUAUUCCGGCUUUGCUUCAUGUCUGUCAUGAUUCACGAGAGAUCGCCCAAAGGGAAUACAAGCUUAGCUUUGGAAAAUUACUAUAA